Messenger RNA from Cyphellophora europaea CBS 101466, 1557 nucleotides. RefSeq lists its product as uncharacterized. The coding region runs from base 1 to 1557 and encodes 518 amino acids. The record is from RefSeq and is a predicted model, not a curated record. NCBI's taxonomy places the organism in Eukaryota, Fungi, Ascomycota, Eurotiomycetes, Chaetothyriales, Cyphellophoraceae. The transcript is spliced from 2 exons.
AUGGGCCGUUGGGUGCGGACGGAGAAGCUCUUUGUCGAAGACAAGAUCAUGUGCUGGGCUAUCAUUCCGCUUAUGGUUCGAAUGGCUUUCGUACAUGUGGUCCUCAUAUGGGGCACGAACAACACUAUUACAGUCGGCCUAUCGCAUACGGAGAUUCUUCAUCGAGAAACGGGAAGCAAGCUAGUUCUAGCUGCAAGGAUUAUCUAUGCCGCCUUCAUCUGGAUGACCAAACUCUCCAUUCUCGAAUUCCUCAAACGAACCACGACCACGACUUGGUCUCGAACUUAUAACUUUAUCCUACGCUUCACCUAUGGAUUCCUGCUCCUCACCUUCGUUGCCAUCAUAAUUGGCACCCUGACGGAAUGCACCCCUUUUCCGCACUACUGGCAAGUCACUCCCGACCCAGGUCCACAAUGCCGCGAGGGCCUUGUGCAGCUUAUAAUCAUGGGUGUGUGUGACAUCGUCACAGACGUUGUGCUGAUUGCCUUUCCCAUUCCGGUCGUGCUCCGGUCCAGUAUGCCCUUCCGCAAGAAGUUCUCCAUGAUCAUCCUCUUCUGUCUCUCCGCCAUACUUAUCGCCAUUACCUCGUAUCGGAUUCCCUCUACAAUCGACCGCAAAGCCGAUCAGCCCUAUCGCUCGCUGCUUGCGAGUCUGGAAAUACUCGCUGCUACAGGUGUUUCCAACGCUGUCAUCAUCGGCUCAUUCAUCCGCGACAAAGGAGUCAAGAAAGCAAAAUUUCGUGCCGCCUCCAUUGGCGACGCUGACUCCAGUAUUGGCACCGGAAACGGCCUGCAGCGUGUGAUGACGGCACGUAGCGCGGCCGUGACUUUGAAUCAUUGGGGUAGCGAUGAGGAUCUUGUGCGCGACCUGGGCGUUGCCCUUCCAUCGACUUUGCGGCACGGCAGCACAGUAAAACAGGCCCGCGCCCCAACUGCAGCACCGCCCUAUCAGGCUCCUGAGGGCGACAAUAGACACGAACACUCUCACUCACCAUCCAAGCCUUUCCACGGUCGCAGAUCGUCCCAGUUCGAUCCGACCUUCUCCUUCGCCAUCCUUCGCGCACCCGGGGCCUCUCUCGAUGAACCCGUGAGUCCUGGCGCCGACUUGGACACCGAACCCCUCUCCAAGCAGAUGUCAUUCUUUGAUGUUGGUGGGCUGGUGGAUGCGCCUAAGACUAAACUACGGCAUUCACAACCAGGUGCACGAAACCAGACGACGGAUUCCCACACAGCAGAUAGUGGGAGCCCGGCACCUGGUGCCAGGGGCCGGACUGGCUCCAAGGCAUUCUUGAGUGACAUUGGCGGGAUUCUGGGGCGACAUAAAGAGGAAGAUGAGAGCGAGUCCGGCACACCAAAGAGCACGAGCCGCAGCUUGACGCCAAGUCGGAUUGUGGAACGGCGACGGGCAAGUAGAAGUCCGAACCCCGUGAAAAGGCUGCAGGAGGCGGAGAGGAAGGGCGCUGCAAGUGCAACCGAGCGCAGUCCGAGGGUGCAGCCGACGGAUCAAGGACCAGAUUCGUUGAGCUUUGGAGAUAUUGGCGGUCUGCUCAGUCGGUAG